AUGGGUGUAACUCCACUGAACCCCACUCGGUUUGAAGCAUUAUCGUCUCUACUAUUUAAAUGUGCCGUAGAUGCAGCCACAACAAAAUCAGGCUCUCUUCAAUUAUCAAAUUUGGCUCUACUCGUGAACAUGAGGGAUAAAAUCAGUACUAUUUGUCCUAAAACAGCUGCAGGCAACAUACUUGCAUUAGCAAGUGCAAGGAUGGCUAAUUCAGGCGAAAUCCAGUUCAACGAAGUUAUUCUAGUGGACUUUGGGUGGGAAAAGCCAGAACGAGUACUUGUAGUAACUACUGGUAUCGAGGGUUCAAGUCAUUUUAUUUUUAUGGAUACUGCCUCUGGAGAUGGUAUUGAAGCAAUCGUGCAUUUAGAAGAAGGAGAAAUGGCUAUUCUUCAAAAUCACAAAGAACUUCUUCAAUAUGUUGAAGACAACUAA
This is a messenger RNA of Erigeron canadensis, 432 nucleotides long. RefSeq names its product acyltransferase Pun1-like. The record is from RefSeq and is a predicted model, not a curated record. Lineage: Eukaryota; Viridiplantae; Streptophyta; Magnoliopsida; Asterales; Asteraceae. The transcript is spliced from 2 exons. The coding region runs from base 1 to 432 and encodes 143 amino acids.